Messenger RNA from Rosa rugosa (rugosa rose), 384 nucleotides. RefSeq lists its product as uncharacterized. Bases 1 to 384 code for a protein of 127 amino acids. The record is from RefSeq and is a predicted model, not a curated record. Lineage: Eukaryota; Viridiplantae; Streptophyta; Magnoliopsida; Rosales; Rosaceae. The transcript has 2 exons.
AUGUUCCUCAUUUAUCCCUCUUUAUUUGUCGAAGUUUCUGGUUUUUCUAGGGUCUAUCUUGUGUUAUAUGUUGAUGACAUUAUCAUCACUGGGGAUAGUGAAGAUCUUACCUCAGAAGUCAUGGCUUCUCUCCAAGCUCAAUUUGAUAUGAAAGACUUGGGGGAUCUCCAUUUCUUUAUUGGCCUAGAAAUUAGGUAUCUAAAGGAUCGCAUUUUUCUGUCCGAGCAUAAAUAUACCAAAGAUCUCAUUCAUAAAGCUGGUAUGGAUGCUUGUCACACUCAUGUCACUCCAUGUCAAUCUGGUAUUAAACUGUUGAAAGACUCUAGUACUCCUUUUACUCAUUUUGAUAUUACACCUUUUCGAAGCCUAGUUGGCUGCCUGUAA